Sphaeramia orbicularis (orbiculate cardinalfish) is the source of this 3462-nucleotide messenger RNA. It is a transcript of the gene acss3, whose product is annotated as acyl-CoA synthetase short chain family member 3. Gene Ontology annotation, molecular function: propionate-CoA ligase activity. Bases 206 to 2305 code for a protein of 699 amino acids. Gene Ontology annotation, cellular component: mitochondrial matrix. The record is from RefSeq and is a predicted model, not a curated record. Lineage: Eukaryota; Metazoa; Chordata; Actinopteri; Kurtiformes; Apogonidae. The transcript has 16 exons.
GCGCAUUUUCAUGACGCUCAAAGUUCCUUGUACAUCCAGUUCAGAGUUCGCAUUCCUGAGGGUUUGUAAGGAUCUCUUGUUUUCCCUCUUAGACUUGGCCUCAGAUGACGUCGUCGAGUGUUGUUGACUUAUAUUUGGUGAAUACCGGAAGAAGUAGUAACGUGUCUAAGUUGAACACACACAUACACACACACACACCACAGUAAUGCACUCGCAGAUAAAACACAUUCUGCGCUUGAAUCCGUGCGCUCCUGCUCUGCGCCAGAGGAGCAUCUGGAGGAAACUAUGGAAUGUUUCGGCACAGCAGCAACGUGGCAUCAGACCAGCAGGAUCCAACACAGCUGCAACUGCAAACAUUAAGCCAUACUUCGCCUUGCAGAGCUGCAGGAAGUAUGCAUCCGACUCCACGUACAGCCAUGCCUUCACCGCAGCCAGAGACAGCCCCGACACCUUCUGGGCUGAAGUUGGACAGGACAUCAACUGGUUUGAACCGUGGACUAAAACUUUGCACAUUGAGGAUCCGGUAUUUCCCAACUGGUUUAUGGGAGGAAAGCUGAACAUGUGCUACAACGCUGUGGAUCGCCAUGUAGAGAGUGGACGUGGAGAGCAGCCUGCAAUCAUUUAUGACAGCCCGGUGACUGGAACUAAACAGAUCAUCACUUACAGGGAACUGUUGGACCAGGUGUCAAGGUUAGCUGGAGUCUUGGUGAAGAAUGGUGUGCAGAAAGGAGAUCUGGUGGUCAUUUAUAUGCCCAUGGUGCCUCAGGCCAUGUUCACCAUGUUGGCCUGUGCACGGAUCGGUGCCCCACACAGCCUCAUCUUUGGCGGCUUUGCUUCCAAAGAGCUCUCAGUCAGAAUUAAUCAUGCCAAGCCCAAGCUGAUAGUUACAGCGUCAUUUGGCAUCGAGCCAGGUAGAAGAGUGGAGUACAUCCCUCUGGUGGAGACGGCCCUGGAGCUGAGCUCUCACAGGCCCUCUAAAGUCCUCAUCUUCAACAGACCCAAUAUGGAGAAAGUAUCACUGAGUCCAGAAUUGAGUGUAGACUGGGAGGAAGAGAUGGCUACUGCUCAGCCACACGACUGUGUUCCUGUCCUCUCCAACCACCCGCUCUAUGUCCUGUACACCUCUGGAACGACUGGAACGCCCAAGGGUGUUGUGCGAGACACUGCAGGCUACGCUGUGAUGCUGAAAUGGACCAUGUCAAAUAUUUAUGGACUCAAUCCUGGUGAUGUUUGGUGGGCAGCUUCAGAUCUGGGCUGGGUGGUCGGCCAUUCGUAUAUCUGCUAUGGUCCUCUGCUCCACGGUAACAGCACAAUCCUCUAUGAGGGAAAGCCUGUAGGGACUCCAGACCCCGGGGCGUUCUUCCGUGUCCUGUCUGAACACGGAGUAUCCUCCAUGUUCACAGCACCUACUGCAAUCCGAGCCAUUCGGCAGCAGGACCCCCAUGCUGCAAUAGGAAAAAAAUACCCCUUGAGCAGGCUGCAGACUUUAUUCUUGGCCGGAGAGCGAUGUGAUGUGGAGACGUUGGAAUGGGCUAAAAAGAGUUUUGGGGUACCAAUCCUGGACCACUGGUGGCAGACUGAAACGGGCUCAGCUAUCACCUCCACAUGUGUGGGUCUGGGUAACUCACUUACUCCACCUGCAGGCCAAGCGGGUAAACCUGUUCCAGGAUACAAUGUCACUGUGAUCGAUAACGACAUGCAGGAGGUAAAGCCAAGAACACUGGGAAAUAUUGUGGUGAGACUACCUUUACCACCUGGUGCAGCUUUGUCCCUGUGGCAGAACCAGGAUCUGUUCAAGAAACUCUACUUCACUAAGUUCCCAGGUUACUAUGACACCAUGGAUGCAGGUUUUGCGGAUGAGGAGGGUUUCCUCUACAUCAUGUCCAGGUCUGAUGAUGUUAUCAACGUGGCAGGUCACAGACUCUCUGCUGGAGCUCUGGAGGAGUCAGUGCUGCUGCAUCCUUGUUUGGGGGACUGUGCAGUGGUCGGUCUAGAGGACACUCUGAAGGGUCACGUCCCUUUGGCUCUGUGUGUGCUCAAGAAAGGUGUGCAGAAAAGUGAAGAGCUGAUCAUAAAGGAAAUGGUGAACCUUGUGAGAGACACCAUAGGACCUGUGGCUGCCUUCAGGAAAGUGUUCUUUGUCCGAGCGUUGCCAAAGACGCGUUCUGGGAAGAUUCCACGUUCCUCCUUGGCUAACCUGGUCAACGGCAAGCCCUACAAAAUAACUCCAACGAUUGAGGACCCUGAAGUGUUCAAAGACAUUGAGAGAGAAGUAGAAAAGACUUUGAGACAUAGAGGAGCCUGAACUCAUCAGGAGGACAACAGAGUGUACUGAGGUUGGACUCAUUGGUGCAACAAAGUCACUGCAUUUUAUAGUCACGUCCAAGCACUUAUAGUUUACUGCAAACACUAACAUGAUAGUUAUUCUUUUUAUCAACACUCCAGUGUUGUUUAUAUAGUGCUAACAUGUAAUUAUGUUUGAAAAAUGUUGAUUUAAAAUGUGACCAAUUCUAGAUUUUACCUCAUGAGCUGUAUCAUAGCCAUGUAUUUUUGUAUGUGCUCUGGAUAUGAAGCGUCCUUCCAGGGGUUACUUAGCACCAUUAAAAACGCACGGUCCAAACAUGUGGUGUAAUUUCCAGAAAAUGAUUUGCUCAGGUGCCUGUUUUGUUUACGUUGCUCAUGAGAUGAGUAACACACUUAACAGCUGAAUUUUUUUCAUUUCCGACGCACGCCAUGUCGGGGUUUGGACUAAACCCUUAAUGUCAGACACUGAGUCGAAUCUCUUGUAGUCACGCUUGACUGAUAACUUCAGGUGUGGUCAAUAGCUGAUAUAAAGGCAGCAAAGAAAACGCCGUAAUGUUUUUGCUGCUCAAAAUGCCACAACUUAUAACAGACAUGCCAUUGGUAUGUUACGAGCAGGCCUGAGCCGUGGUGAAGUCACUCGCUGUCUUCGCAGUACAGUCAGUCGUCUGAGUGAUCGGAUCCCUCAGGACAGGAUCAUGAGACUUAGUUCCAUGCAUCGUCGCUGCUCUGUUUGGAAGCCAGAGGUGGACACACCUGAUAUUGAAUGAUGGCACUUUCAGUUUCUGAGUACCUGUAUUCAGUGACUGAAUACACGUGUUAAGUCGAUCACAAUUUGUCCACAAUUCCUUCUCUAAUGACUAAUGCUUCCCUCUUUAAUAUGAAGGUAACCCCAAACCAAUUCAUUUAAUAUCUCAAAAUAUGCAUAAUAUUCUGACCCGUGCAUUUUUAAUGGCACUAAGUAUAUAAUCAUUUAAUGAAAGUGAAGUAUAGCUGGUGUUUUUACAAUUUUAAAGCUUUGUCGUAAACAUUUUCAAUCAUUAAAAGUACAACAGUGAAGUCGACUUACUCACUGACAGUAGUUUUUUAUUGACAAUGAAAAUUUGUUUGCUCACCACUUAGUUUUGACCAAAGUACAAGAAGUAAUAAAUAAAAAAAAAA